GAGAGCUUCGACAGGACUGUGAGGUGUGUUGUGAACACGAAGCCUCUGCCGCCUCACAGCAUGUUGAGAGUGCGCAAGAUGUUGCAUUUCCGCCAUCGACGAAGGUUUCAUGCACCAAGUUUCUGGACAUCAAGUUCAGCAUUAUUUCCCAAGUAUCAUUUCGACCCCAUCCCUCGAACGCAUCCAGCACGUUCUUCCCCCAAAUCAAUCAAAGCAAGAUGGCAUUCAUUGUAGGACUUGUCGUUCUGGUGACCCUGAUUUCAUACAAGAUUUUUUCAUCCAUCCGGCUGCGAAGACACAAUGCUGAGCAGGCCGCGCUUCGUGGAUGCCAGGAACCAGCAAAAGCGCCUCGCAAGGGCUUGCUUGGGACCGGCAUGCUCGUGGAAAGUAUCCGAGCAACACGCGAGGAAUGGGGUCCGGUCUGGAUGCAUCAGACUCUGAACUCCAUUGGCAAGACGAAUCAUACUGUCAAGGCUUCCGUCGCCGAUUUUGACUUGAUCAUCACCAGAGACACGGAGAACAUCAAGGCCAUGUUCGCAACUCAAUCCCAAGACUUCGACAUUGGAACACACCGCGAAAAUGCCUUCAAGUCCCUGUUAGGCCUUGGUGUGAUGACCACCCGACAGGAGAGAUGGAAGCACUCUAGAGCCCUGGUUCGGCCACAAUUCACAAGGGACAAUCUCGCGGAUCUAGACUUGUUUCAAAGACACCUGGAUGCGCUCUUGCAAAGAAUCCCACGUAUGGAAGACGGCUGGACGGCCAAGGUCGACCUUUCUCCUUUGUUCUUCAACUUCACCCUGGAUACUGGCUCAGAGUUCCUCUUCGGGCAGUCUGUCCACUCCCAGACCCCUGAGAAAACUCCUGCCAUGUGGGACGCCGACGCACCGGAUCUCAGGAACUUCGGCCAUCAUCUGGAUAAAGCCAAGCACAUGAUCGACAGACGAGGAGCCUUGACCAAGUACGGGUGGCUGCUCCGGGACAGCUCCUUUCCCAAACACUGCAAAGCAGUCCAAGAUUGUGUUGACUGGUUCGUGAAGCAACGCCUUAAUCGCGGCUCCGAUGACGAAAAAGUGAUCGAGACGCCAAGUGGAAAGCCCAAAUUUGUUCUCCUGGACGAACUGGCCAAGGACACCAGCGACCCAUUGGAAUUGCGAUGUGAGCUUCUGAAUAUAUUGCAUGCCUCGCGCGAUACCACCGCGUCAUUGAUGGGAUGGUCUUUCUAUUUCCUGGCCAGAUAUCCAGACGUAUUCAAGACCCUACGGGAAGAAAUCAUUGACAACUUCACGGCAAAUCCCGAGUCGGAGAUCACCUUCAACAAGCUUUGGGCAUGCCAAUACCUGCAGUACGUCGUCAAGGAGACAAUCCGAGUGGUCGGAGUUGUCCCUAUGAACGAGCGUGCAGCCACCUGCGACACGACGUUGCCGCGAGGGGGCGGGGCCGACGGUCUGAGCCCGGUCUUUGUUCCGAAAGGUACACAAGUUCUUAUCCCCACAUACUCCAUGCAACAUCGUGAGGAUAUCUGGGGUCCGGAUGUCGACGAGUACAAGCCUGAAAGAUGGCAAGAUCGAAAGUUUGGCUGGGACUUUAUUCCCUUUGGCGGAGGUGUCCGUCAAUGCCUCGGGCAACAAUUUGCACGUACAGAGACCAUGUAUGUGCUUGCCAGAGCGUUGCAAAUAUUUGACCAGAUUGAAAACAUGGAGGGGCCAGGUCCCGUCAAGAUGCACCAUACCAUUGAAAAUAGAAGCGGCACUGGGGUGCAGGUUCGCCUCCACCUUGCUUCGGCAGAGUCGAAACAUUGUCGAGAGCAACCAACAAGUGAGUUGAAGUUGGGCCCCGAGUAUGAUUUGGGUCUUGGUGCAGAUAGGCCGAUGGUUGCACCUCCUACCACUCCAGCGGCAUAUUGUCGAGACGAGGAGAGACAAUAUGAGCUGAAGCUCAGCAAAGAUUAUGAUCUUGAACUGGGUGCGGACAGGCCGGAAGAGGCCAUGGUGGUUUAGAGUGUCUUGAAGGUGUCCAAUGUGAUCCUGCCGCCGUACCUGCAGGCAGCACACGACAUCGACUCGUGGGAUGGGAAGGCGGGAACGCCAUUUCGGUUCAGUGGCAGGCAGACUGAGGCGUUCUCUCCGGCGUGCUUCCAGGAA
Exophiala viscosa is the source of this 2141-nucleotide messenger RNA. Its product is annotated as cytochrome P450 family protein. Gene Ontology annotation, molecular function: oxidoreductase activity, acting on paired donors, with incorporation or reduction of molecular oxygen; iron ion binding; monooxygenase activity. The coding region runs from base 219 to 1997 and encodes 592 amino acids. The record is from RefSeq and is a predicted model, not a curated record. Lineage: Eukaryota; Fungi; Ascomycota; Eurotiomycetes; Chaetothyriales; Herpotrichiellaceae. The transcript is spliced from 2 exons.